Molecule: messenger RNA, 759 nt
Organism: Dothidotthia symphoricarpi CBS 119687
Lineage: Eukaryota; Fungi; Ascomycota; Dothideomycetes; Pleosporales; Dothidotthiaceae
Exons: 2
Coding region: 146-673 (175 amino acids)
Source: RefSeq, a predicted model, not a curated record
AUGAUGGCUACAGGGAGUGCAUGUGCAUGUGCAUGUGCAUGGGUGGGUGAGCGUGCAUGGGGGAGUGAACGUGACGAGUGUCGUGUGCCGGCAUCAAGUUCGCAAUGGUGCUGGGACCAAAUGUCGAGCUCGUGCCGUCAACGUCAUGCGGUGGAUAGCGGCGGAGCGGCGGAGCUGGCGUAAUCUAACACCGCGUCGCAGCGGGGCAUCUUUCUUUGUACAAGUCGUCUCUCGACAUGUAGCUUCAAGUCGCUUGUCACUACCCGGCCAAUACAUUCAUAGACAUGGUGAAUCUCGAAAUGGACGGCGGGUGGACCGCGUGCGCGAACCGCUCCGUGACACGUCCACUGAUAUCCCGCGGAUAUCUAGCCUUCCCGACAUCCCACCGAUUAUGCUCCCAUCACUAUGCUUAAUAACAGUCGAAACUACUCCUAAUAUCCCAUGGAUAUCUCACGGAUAUCUGCCCCCAACACUGUGCACGUAUUCUUUUCGCUGUGUUUAUAACAACCACAACUACUCCCAAUAUCCCACAGAUAUCUGCUCCCAACACGUUGCAAGUAUCCCCCUCGCCGUGCUCAAUGCCAACCACCAGGAUAUUGUAUUUCAGAUUCUAUUUGGAAAAAAUAGAAAUGGGAAUUCUCAUCAAGUUACAACGUCUUCCACAGCGAAUUAGUUUAGGUAGCUCUCAAGGCUAGCUUCACUUAAGCUAGCGCCACCCUGGUCGCGUGAACGAUGCAUGACCGCAUCGAACUGACGUGC